Panonychus citri (citrus red mite) is the source of this 1733-nucleotide messenger RNA. RefSeq lists its product as uncharacterized. The record is from RefSeq and is a predicted model, not a curated record. The transcript is spliced from 2 exons. Lineage: Eukaryota; Metazoa; Arthropoda; Arachnida; Trombidiformes; Tetranychidae. Bases 40 to 1119 code for a protein of 359 amino acids.
UUUCUAAUUGUUGAAUUAUUCUCAAUUCAAGUCGAUUCUAUGAUGGACCAGGAUGAGAAUUUUUCGCCUGCUUAUGUUCAAAUGCAUCUUCCAUUGUUUUCCUUUUUCAGUAAAUGUUCAAUGAAAAGAAAACUUUGUUGGAAUAUUAUUCUAAUGGUUCUGAUCGGUCAAACCAUUUACGAUCAGACAUUUAUCCAUUUCACAUUAACAUUUGAUUCUCAACGAGUUCUAUUCAUCAGAUUUUUGGCUGAAGAUAUAAUUCUAUUCUACAUUCUUAUUACUCACCAAUGGACUUUUCGUGAUUCAAUAAUGAACGAAAUUCAUCAACUCUGGUUGAAUAUCGAACUGCCUUCGAACCAGUUUAAUAAUAGUUUCGUGUUUAGAAAAAGGCUUCGGUUCAAGAUCAUAUUUUUCAUGUUCUUCUUGAUCAUCGCGAUCUCAUGGAUGAUAAGAGAUCAACUUCCUCUUCCGACUGAUUGGAUUUCAUUCAUUCAAGUUAUGUACAGACUAAUCUAUCGAAUUCUAAUUGUGACAUUUUUUUGCUGUCUCCAUUUCUGUUUACUUGUCGAUUCGACGAUACUGAUCACAGCCUCGUUUAAUUACAUUAAUCAUUUGAUCUCAAUUCAAGUUGAAAAAGGUCCAAAUUUGCAAGAGAUAAAAAAGAUUCGUCGUAUUUACAGUGAGACCAUCAGAUUAACCGAUUAUCUCGCACGAACUUUGGAUGUUUUCGUAUCGAUCGUUUAUCUUCACUUUGCUAUUUGUCUCAUUUGCGCUUCUUACCAACUAAUCAUCAACGAUUAUAUUUUCGAUCGGCAUUUAUCAUCAAUAAUCUCACAUUACAUGGGUCCAAGUGUAAUUCUGCACAUGACUUUCAGUUUAAUUCAGAUUAAUAUUAAAUCUUAUCUUUGUCUCAAUGAUUUGUACAAACUAACGCUCUUCAACGAAUCAGCUGAUAUGAAGUUUGAGUUGAUCAUGUUCAUCCAUCGGGUCACUCGUAAUGACAUUGGCUUUAAAUUUUUCAAAUCAACUUUAAUUGGUCCUAAUUUUUUCUCAACUCUCUUCACAAUCAUGUUGACUAUAUUUUUUGCUGGUCUAUCGUUUAUUAUUCGUGAUGUUUAACUUACAAUUAACCAAACAGUCAAUUUAAUUGUUCAUCUCUGAAUCUUUGAAACACCAAACCAUUAUCUUGAAGACUUCGACUUUCGUUAAUAACUUUAACCAUUCUAAACUUGAGUAAGCAAAACAGCGCCAUUGAACCCAUACGCUUUGGAUGGAACUAGUAUUCCGGAAGUAGUUCUCUACUUCCGGUCCAGAAACGUAUGGUUUCAUACUACUGUCUUUGUAAAAGAAAUCCUUUUAAAGGAUUAAAGUUUAUUCAAACUUCACGUUCUUUUAAAAAAUAUCUUUGAUUUACUUUACAACACUUACUAAACUUAUCUUAUUUUCUUCAAUUCGUUUUAUUAUCAAUUAAUUAGUAUUAUGAUAAUCUAAUCAAUUGUACGUCUUUUGAUUUAUUUUGAUUAAUUGAUUUGAAAAAUUAAUGAGUCUUUUUUCUCAAGUAUGUUUCAUGAUCAUUUGCACUUAUCAACAAUCGUUCAUAAUCAAAUGAGAUAAUUAAUAUUUCGACAUAUUGACCCUUGUCAAAGAUUCAGGGUAUAAACUGACGAUAAUAAACGGAAUGGCUCCGAACGAUUUCCAGUCCAUUAGGCGGAUGAAGACACAUUGGUCAACAG